Molecule: messenger RNA, 640 nt
Organism: Triticum dicoccoides
Lineage: Eukaryota; Viridiplantae; Streptophyta; Magnoliopsida; Poales; Poaceae
Product: putative cysteine proteinase inhibitor 7
Exons: 1
Coding region: 128-484 (118 amino acids)
Molecular function (GO): cysteine-type endopeptidase inhibitor activity
Source: RefSeq, a predicted model, not a curated record
ACGCCCCCGGUUCACAUGUCAGUGAUCCUCGUCUGAUUUGAGCAUCUGACUGAUCUCAACUCUCGAGCUUCGAAACCUCACUGAUCGAUCCAAGCCUAGCACACCACAAUUCCACAAACCAGCAGCCAUGAGGACCAGCAUCACCCUCGUCAUCGGUGUGGCCGCCAUCAUCUACGCCGUCGCCAUGCCCGCCACGGCGAUGCCCGGCGGGUGGGAACACAUCCGUAACAUCAACGACCCGAAGAUCCAGGGGCUCGGCAAUUGGGCGGUGGCGGAGCACAUGAAGCAGGCGGGCGGCCGGUUCAGGUUCAGCAAGGUGGUGCUGGGCACGGUGCAGGUGGUGUCGGGCUUCAACUAUCGGCUCCUCGUCGAGGCGCUGAACGGCGCCGGCAAGAAGGACGCGUACAAGGUGGAGGUGUACGAGGAGGCGGCCGACAAAGGGCGCAAGCUCGUCUCCUUCACCCCGGUCGCCCAAGAGGCGUAGGCCUUUUGGUGUAUUUGUAAUUCUUGAUGGGCAUCGUCACAGCUCACAAGCAAUAUUAAUGAGGCAUCAAAAAGUUACAGAUCCAACUGCAUUACCUUUGACUCACAUAAUCUAAAUGUCACUCGUGCGCAUUCUAGAAAGAAAAAAAAAUGAGCU